CUAUCAACAUCAGCUCAUAUCACAGAGAAGAUACUUUCAAAGACAUGUUUUGCUGAAAAGACAACUGAGAACAGUUUUACGAAUGGGAUGAACACGCUCCAGCCCAUUGACUACCGACUGAAAUUUGAAUGUUAAGAAUACCCAUCUGGUAGAGUUACCUAGGGAUGUACCUAUUCUCACAGUACCCUAUUUCAACGUGCUUGUCUUGAUUAAAGAAUUCAAAGUGGAGUACCGCAAACUUGAUAUGGAUAAUAAAAAGAAAGACAAGGACAGAGCAGAUGAUAGAAUGGCACGGCCUAGCGGUCGGUCCGGGCACGGCACUCGAGGAACUGGGUCUUCAUCAUCUGGGGUGUUAAUGGUUGGACCUAACUUUAGAGUUGGAAAAAAAAUUGGAUGUGGCAAUUUUGGAGAAUUACGAUUAGGGAAAAAUUUAUAUACAAAUGAAUAUGUGGCAAUUAAACUGGAGCCCAUGAAAUCCAGAGCACCACAGCUGCAUUUGGAAUACAGAUUCUACAAACAGUUAGGAUCUGGAGAUGGUAUACCUCAAGUUUACUACUUUGGCCCUUGUGGUAAAUACAAUGCUAUGGUGCUGGAGCUGCUGGGACCCAGUUUGGAAGACUUGUUCGACUUGUGUGACAGAACAUUUUCUCUUAAAACAGUUCUCAUGAUAGCUAUACAACUGAUUUCUCGUAUGGAAUAUGUCCAUUCAAAGAACCUGAUCUACAGAGACGUAAAACCUGAGAACUUCUUAAUAGGACGACCAGGAAACAAAACCCAGCAAGUUAUUCACAUUAUAGAUUUUGGUUUGGCAAAGGAAUAUAUCGAUCCUGAGACGAAGAAACAUAUACCCUACAGAGAACACAAGAGCCUUACAGGAACAGCUAGAUACAUGAGCAUAAACACACAUUUAGGAAAAGAGCAAAGUAGAAGAGAUGAUUUAGAAGCUUUAGGUCAUAUGUUCAUGUACUUUCUAAGAGGCAGUCUUCCUUGGCAAGGCUUAAAGGCUGACACACUAAAAGAGAGGUAUCAGAAAAUUGGCGAUACAAAACGAGCAACACCGAUAGAGGUGUUAUGUGAAAAUUUUCCAGAAGAAAUGGCAACAUAUCUUCGUUAUGUAAGAAGGCUAGAUUUUUUUGAAAAGCCAGACUAUGAUUACCUAAGAAAACUUUUUACUGACUUGUUUGAUCGAAAAGGAUAUAUGUUUGAUUAUGAAUAUGACUGGAUUGGUAAACAGUUGCCUACUCCAGUGGGAGCCGUUCAGCAAGACCCUGCUUUGUCAUCCAACCGAGAGGCACACCCACACAGAGAUAAGACGCAGCAGUCCAAAAACCAGUCGGCAGACCACAGGGCAGCUUGGGACUCCCAGCAGGCAAAUCCCCACCAUUUGAGAGCUCACCUUGCAGCAGACAGACAUGGUGGCUCGGUACAGGUUGUAAGUUCUACAAAUGGCGAGUUAAACACAGAUGACCCCACUGCAGGACGUUCUAACGCGCCCAUCACUGCUCCCACUGAAGUGGAAGUGAUGGAUGAGACCAACUGCCAGAAAGUGUUGAACAUGUGGUGCUGCUGUUUUUUCAAACGAAGGAAAAGGAAAACCAUCCAACGUCACAAGUGACUGUGGCCACAGACAGGUCCGGGGGAGUUACUUGCACCUUCAUCUGCUGUCUUGUGAUUGAAGUCAUCUCUGUAGUGACCCCACAUAUUUUCAAGGACUCACUCCUAGAAACAAAAAGUCAUACUUUCCUACUUCAUUUUGUGGUUGUCUUACAUUCAUAUUUUUUUUCUACUUUCACUUUUAUGGAAGCUUUAAAGUUUGAUCAAAACCUGAGCGCUUUGUCCAUCAGUGAAUGGAGUGGACCAAUGAGGUGAUAUUGCUGAGUACGUUUCCACAGUGUGUUUUCCAGAAGCUCUUCUCCUGCUUAGGAAAGCAGUAUGGUAUCUUACAGGUUAAGCAGUUAGAUACCUAAUUUGUUUUUUUUUUUUUAAGAUACUUUGUGUAAAAGCAUACUCAAAUGGAAAUUUCCUUCUCAAUGGACAGGGCAGCAGCAGAGAAAACCAGAAUUGGCUGACCAUUUUAAAAACAAUUCCUUGAGAAGUUCAUGUUUUGUGUCAUCUGCAUUGAUUUCAGCAUUUCUGACGGUACUGUCAUUCAUGAGUCCUGUUAGCAUUCACUCUGUGAAUUGUGGUACAGUCACUACCCAGAGGUACUGAGCAAAGCACUGGGUGGGUCAGCAGAUGGUGGUGAUAACAUGAGUCACAAAAAAGGGUGGGAAGUUCCAGCUCUGGCUUUUGUCGCCGUACUAUGUGAAGUACUGUGUUGCAAAAGUGGCAAAAGCACUUGUUUUUUUAAAAGUCCAAAUAUUUGUAUAAUAUAACUUUAUGCUUCCAGAUACUAGUGUAUGUUAGAUGUCAAGGAAUGAAUAUUUUGAGAAGUUGGAAUUUUUGAAAAUACACUAAGAAAAAGAAAUAAAUGUGAACUUGGUUGUGCUAUGUAAGGCUGAAGCGUGAGGUCCCUGAACGCUACUGCUGAAUGAUAGAUCCUCCCCUGAGCAGAAAACCCAGCUGCUCUGCAGGGGUGUCUGUUUAUUGUUUUGCUCUUUGGUUAAAAAACAAAACAAAAACACUUCCCAGCAAUAAAAACUGGUCACUCACUCGACUGCCCUCUGUGUUUUAGGCCCUGGUUUUAACUUUGCUAGUUUUUGGGAAUUUUCCCACUUGCAGCAAGAUUUCGAUGAUUGAAAAAUGUUAGGAGAGGAUGGGUCAGGUGCUUUGUCUCCCUGGUCUUUUGAAGUGCCUGCAGUGUGUGAGUAGAAUAACAGGUGUGUGGAAGAGGAAGCCCUUUCCACGUUUCUUUUAGUGUGCUUUGUUUUAAGCCAUAAAGAUGAAAGUCUUGUCACUUUUGACUCAAAGGGUUAAAACAAGAAGACUGGCUUGAAAGAAUUAUGUUGGUCAGUUCUCCUAUUUACCAUUCAUUCAUGAGACUUAGUCCAAUCCCAUGCAGUCUCUUUGUCUUUAAGUAUGUGCCUCCAGUGUGCUUAUUUAUUUUUUAUUGUUUCAAGGUAACAUUUAAAAUGUGCAUCAAUGUAAACAAAUCCACAUUUUACUUCAUUAUUGCAUUUACAGGUAUUUAAUUGUACUUUGUAAUUUAUUUUUCUUAUUAGCCAAAAGCUCAAUGUGUUGUUUUUGAUUUAUUAAGCAUCGUAUGAUACCACAAAUCAGGACGUUGUUUGUCACUGUUGCUCUGAGUCCUAGGAUUGAUCUUUUCUUGAUUUUGAAGACCUAUUAUGCCCAGCUUGGAAGACAUUGGCUGUCUCAUUUGGUCAACAGUUCCAUUCUAUCUGUUUGUGUAGAUAUUUGUUAUAAUGUCUUAAAUUACAGAAGUUACAUACUGAGCUUUUAUUUUUGUUUGCUUUGAGCAAGAUAGAUGGAUGUUUGGCCAUUAUAAUGUGAAACCACUUCUUUAUUUACAGUAUUUGACCAAAUUUGUGUGUCUAUGAUAUUUGUAAAAUACAUGGGCUAUCUGUAUUUCUUAUCAUAAGCCUCUAUUUAGUUUUAUUCUCAGUAGGGUUUUUUGGACUGUACAGUGUUUAUAUGAUCUGAAUUCCUUAUACAUAAGAAGGUGUGUAUAUUAAUCCAAUUAUGGACUUAAAUAUUUUAAAAGUAUAAAUACCCUUAUUUGCUGCAAAGACCAGUGUGUAGACAUUUGCUUUUUAGCAAUACUUUUUUUAAGUGCUCCAUUUUAAUGCCAAGGACGGAGUCUUCCGGCAGCACGGACGGCCCGUGGUAGGCAGUGCAGGUGUGUGUGGGCUACGCCAACAAUGUUUUGCAUUUUUAUGCUUUUCUGUCAACACUAAUGAAGUCAACAUUGCCUGAACGUCUGAAUAAUGAAACACAUCCCUGUUUAAAAAAGUAUGUAACUGAAAAAGAAAUAAAAAAUAAAGGUAGUUUUUUUACA
Molecule: messenger RNA, 3955 nt
Organism: Dipodomys ordii (Ord's kangaroo rat)
Lineage: Eukaryota; Metazoa; Chordata; Mammalia; Rodentia; Heteromyidae
Gene: Csnk1g3
Product: casein kinase 1, gamma 3
Exons: 13
Coding region: 245-1615 (456 amino acids)
Biological process (GO): peptidyl-serine phosphorylation; signal transduction; positive regulation of canonical Wnt signaling pathway
Cellular component (GO): nucleus; plasma membrane; cytoplasm
Molecular function (GO): ATP binding; protein serine/threonine kinase activity
Source: RefSeq, a predicted model, not a curated record